Didymodactylos carnosus is the source of this 440-nucleotide messenger RNA. The record is from the annotation of a GenBank genome assembly. NCBI's taxonomy places the organism in Eukaryota, Metazoa, Rotifera, Eurotatoria, Philodinida, Philodinidae.
GACGUUUACUAUUUAGAUGCCAUCAUCGAGUUAUUCAGUGACGACAUCUGGAAAUGGUAUUUAUUCCUUGCAAAAAACUAACGAAGGUACGAAAAAACAUAAAACUAAUUAAAUAUUGACGAAUUCUAUUUCUUCUAGAUGCACCACCAAAAAAUCCAUUACCAUUACGACUUGACGAACGAAAAGAUUGUGAAUUUGCUCUUCCAUUUCAUUAUGACAAUGGUGCUAGUGCAUCAACAAAUAUCGAUUUGGAUGAUGAUGAAUCACUUUUGAAACAAGUAUUAGCGAUAUCUCAAUUUGAAUAUAUUGAAGAAUUGAAAAAGUCAAAUCAAACAACUCAUUCAGGAGAGGCGAAUGUUUCUACAGUUCCAUCUACAUCGACAACAGUAAAUAAUGAAGAUCAGACAGAAAUUAAGGCUAAUAUUGACAAAAGCUUGUAA